Messenger RNA from Dibothriocephalus latus, 180 nucleotides. The record is from the annotation of a GenBank genome assembly. Lineage: Eukaryota; Metazoa; Platyhelminthes; Cestoda; Diphyllobothriidea; Diphyllobothriidae.
GGCCUCAACUACGUCGCUGCGACAAUCCUCCUAGUCCUGGACGGUCCCGCGGAGGAGAUUGAGGAGAAGACUUUCUGGCUGCUACAUGCCCUUACCCACAACAUCGUCCCCGCUUACUACAUCUCGGGGAUGGUUGAUGUCCAGGUCGACUGUCUGGUUUUUGAGGAGUUACUUCGGUAG